AUGAAGCUCCUUCUCGAGAGUCUCAAAAUCGCUGUUCCGUGGUCUCUUUUGCUCUUUUCCUUCGGACUGAUUUGGCACCAGAAUAACCAGAUCAGCGACCUUCAAGUACGUUAAACUUUUCGAUCGGUUUGAGAGUAUUCUUUUCAAGACUGGACGGCACAAAAGAGAAUUGUCCUCGAAUUGGCUUCCGAAGACAGACGAUGAGUCGACUGUUUUUAUGCCUAUCUACGCUCAAGUAUCAGUAAAUGAAUGCUUCUCUGCUCCCACAAAACUAUUCGAAUUUCAGAAGAAACACAUUCGAAAAGUAUGUAUGGAACACUUUCACUCACUGAAACAUUACCGCGAAUUGGAGAAGAAAGAGCAGUCUCGAAUUGCAGUCGUCAAAGAGCUCAAGAGAAGUUGUGAAUGAUUCAUGGCUCCACGUCAGUCUGGUGUGUUUCAGAGUGCUCCGCGGAGGCGAGUUUCGGGCAGCCGGUGCAGGUCGGGGAGCGAAGGAAUUCGGAAGGAUGCGCGUACUUGGACGGAGGGCACUGGCACGUCUGCGAGCUCUCGCACGGCUACACAAUGCUCACUUUCAAAGGGAACCGACGCCUGAACACUUCGGAGACACGCGCGGUUCAGUUCCUGCCCUAUCCGUUCGAUGGUACUGUUUCUUUGGAAUGCUCUCGUUUUCAUGGAAUGCUCUAAUUGUCAGGUACGGACAACGUCGUCUACAACAACACAAUGUACUACAGUGAGCACGAUAAACUGAUCGCUUUCAAUCUGAAAACCGAGAAAACCAACAUCGUCAACUUGAGAACUUCUAUGGUAUUUUUUUUCAAACUUUUCAAUAUUUAGCUUCAGUGUUUCUCAGACUCCGCUCUAUGCGAAUUCCACUUCAAGAAUAGACGUCCAAGCCGAAGAGCACGGAAUUUGGGUGUUCUAUCGGCGCCAAGACGAAGACAUUCUGACGGUGAGCCGUCUGAACGCCCAUAACAUGCAGAUCGUCUCCAACUGGACCCUUCCCUCGAUCAACACGACCUCUCUGUGCAACGCGUUCGUCCGAUGCGCCGUUCUCUAUUCGCUCGAGUGCGACGGAACCGUCUCCCCGGUUUACGACUUCUACAGUCACACCUACAUCCGAGGAAACAGAAUCAAAUGGGAGGGUGAGUCGGAUGAAAUGGAUGGAAAUUUGAGUUGAAUGAUCUGUGAGGUUUCAGGUUUGAGCCAGCCGAUUGGAAACGUGCACUACGAUCCGAACAGCAAGUCAAUCGCCAUAUACGCCAAUGCGAAAAUCUACAAAGUUCCAGUUAUUCAAUGA
This is a messenger RNA of Caenorhabditis sp. 36 PRJEB53466, 1300 nucleotides long. Lineage: Eukaryota; Metazoa; Nematoda; Chromadorea; Rhabditida; Rhabditidae. The record is from the annotation of a GenBank genome assembly.